This is a messenger RNA of Ostrea edulis (European flat oyster), 1848 nucleotides long. RefSeq names its product WD40 repeat-containing protein SMU1. The coding region runs from base 38 to 1579 and encodes 513 amino acids. The transcript is spliced from 12 exons. Gene Ontology annotation, biological process: mRNA splicing, via spliceosome. Gene Ontology annotation, molecular function: protein binding. Lineage: Eukaryota; Metazoa; Mollusca; Bivalvia; Ostreida; Ostreidae. Gene Ontology annotation, cellular component: precatalytic spliceosome. The record is from RefSeq and is a predicted model, not a curated record.
CAAGCGUCAAAUCAACAUUGAUCAAUAAGCGUCCGGCAUGGCGGUGGAAAUAGAAUCUGCAGAUGUGGUUAGGCUGAUAGAACAGUACCUGAAGGAGAAUAACUUGCUGAGAACUCUGUCGAUACUACAGGAAGAGACAGGAAUCUCUUUGAACACUGUGGACUCUGUCGAAGGCUUUAUCAGUGACAUUAACAGCGGACACUGGGACACAGUCCUGCAGGCCAUACAAACCCUGAAACUCCCAGACAAUAAACUCAUUGACUUGUAUGAACAGAUAGUGUUGGAGCUGAUCGAGUUGCGUGAAUUAGGAGCCGCCAGGUCACUUCUCAGACAGACUGAUCCAAUGAUCAUGUUAAAACACAACCAAAAUGACAGAUUCCUUCAUUUAGAGAACAUGUUAGCAAGAUCCUACUUUGACCCAAGGGAGGCCUACCCUGAGGGUCAGACUAAGGAGAAGCGGAGAAACGCUAUCGCUCAAGCCCUGGCUGGAGAAGUCAAUGUUGUCCCACCCUCUCGUCUCCUGGCUCUGCUGGGGCAGUCCCUGAAGUGGCAGCAACACCAAGGACUCUUACCUCCAGGUACGACUAUUGAUGUGUUCAGAGGUAAAGCUGCUGUCAAAGAACAAGAGGAGGAAAAAUAUCCUACACAGCUUAGUAAAACAAUCAAGUUUGGACAGAAAGCCCACAUUGAAUGUGCCCGUUUUUCACCAGAUGGUCAGUUUCUGGUCACUGGUUCAGUGGACGGGUUUGUAGAAGUCUGGAAUUUUACCACUGGAAAAAUCAGAAAAGAUCUGCGGUAUCAAGCACAGGACAACUUCAUGAUGAUGGAUGAUGCUGUUUUGUGUAUGUGCUUCAGUAAGGAUUCAGAAAUGUUGGCUACAGGAGCACAGGAUGGCAAAAUCAAAGUUUGGAAAAUUCUAACAGGCCAGUGUUUGAGGAAGUUUGACAAAGCUCAUAACAAAGGAAUCACGUGUGUCAAUUUCUCCAAAGACAACAGCCAGCUGCUCAGUGCAUCCUUCGACCAAACAAUUCGAAUGCAUGGAUUGAAAUCCGGGAAAACGCUGAAGGAAUUUCGAGGCCAUACAUCUUUUGUCAAUGAUGCAGUUUUCACACAAGACGGACAUCACAUAUUAAGUGCCAGUUCAGACGGAACUGUUAAGGUGUGGAACUUGAAGACGACGGAAUGUCAGAACACGUUUAAAUCUCUGGGAGGUACAUCCGGCAUCGACAUCACUGUCCACAGUGUCCACCCCCUGCCCCGGCAGACCGAGCAGUUCAUCGUGUGUAACAGGUCCAACACCAUUGUCAUCAUGAACAUGCAGGGUCAGAUUGUGAGGAGUUUCUCCAGUGGUAAGAGAGAGGGUGGAGACUUUGUGUGUGCCGUUCUGUCCCCGCGGGGGGAGUGGAUCUACUGCGUGGGAGAGGAUCUGGUGCUGUACUGUUUCAGUGUCACCACCGGCAAACUAGAAAGAACCCUCACGGUUCAUGAGAAAGAUGUGAUAGGAAUCACUCAUCACCCUCAUCAGAACUUGAUAUCCACCUACUCAGAGGACGGAUUGCUCAGGAUCUGGAAACCCUAAUUCAACGACACACUCGGAUUAAUACAGACUUCAUGCCGUUAGUGAUUACGUCAAACUCAUGCAAUCAAGUUGCAAGCCAGUCUUGUGGGCGUGUUCCUUUAUUCUGUCAGAUUGGGACAGCUGGUCUACAGAAAUGAAAAUCAUGGCAUCAGUAGACUUCAAUUUGCAAUUUUUUUCUAUAAAAACGUUUGAUUAUAUUGUCAAAUUAGAUUUGAUGUUUGAUGUACAUUAAAUAAAGUCUUACCUGUCUUUGUGAUAGGAACACUGAA